Messenger RNA from Onychostoma macrolepis, 4558 nucleotides. It is a transcript of the gene ap1b1, whose product is annotated as adaptor related protein complex 1 subunit beta 1. Lineage: Eukaryota; Metazoa; Chordata; Actinopteri; Cypriniformes; Cyprinidae. Gene Ontology annotation, cellular component: membrane coat; clathrin adaptor complex. The transcript is spliced from 24 exons. Gene Ontology annotation, molecular function: clathrin binding. Gene Ontology annotation, biological process: vesicle-mediated transport; intracellular protein transport. The coding region runs from base 135 to 3068 and encodes 977 amino acids. The record is from RefSeq and is a predicted model, not a curated record.
AGUGUGAAUCAUAUGAUGACAAAACAUGUAAGGUGGGAGGGAAGGAAGAAGGCCGACUUGUAUACACUCACUCUUCAUUUCGGGAGGACGCAUUUCUCGGUUUAACUGAGGAGAACCGCGGCUUGGGAUCCAAGAUGACAGACUCCAAAUAUUUCACCACUACCAAGAAAGGGGAGAUCUUUGAGCUGAAGGCAGAGCUCAACAGUGAUAAGAAGGAGAAGAAGAAGGAGGCGGUGAAGAAGGUCAUUGCAUCUAUGACAGUGGGAAAAGAUGUCAGUGCUCUGUUUCCUGAUGUUGUGAACUGCAUGCAAACGGAUAAUCUGGAGCUGAAGAAGCUGGUCUAUCUGUACUUGAUGAAUUAUGCCAAGAGCCAGCCGGACAUGGCCAUUAUGGCCGUCAACACCUUUGUGAAGGACUGUGAGGACCCAAACCCUCUGAUCCGUGCACUGGCGGUGCGCACCAUGGGCUGCAUCCGAGUGGACAAGAUUACCGAGUACCUGUGUGAACCUCUAAGGAAGUGUCUGAAAGAUGAAGACCCUUACGUAAGGAAGACUGCUGCAGUUUGUGUCGCCAAGCUGCAUGACAUUAACGCCCAGCUGGUGGAAGACCAGGGCUUCCUGGACACCCUGAAAGACCUGAUCUCUGACUCCAACCCCAUGGUGGUGGCAAAUGCAGUAGCGGCUCUGUCCGAGAUAGCAGAGUCUCAUCCUAACAGCAACCUUCUGGACCUGAACCCUCAGACAAUUAAUAAGCUCCUGACAGCCCUUAAUGAGUGCACCGAGUGGGGCCAGAUCUUCAUCCUCGACUGCCUGGCCAACUACACGCCCCGUGACGACCGCGAGUCACAGAGUAUCUGUGAGCGUGUAACUCCACGGCUGUCCCACGCUAACUCUGCCGUGGUUCUGUCUGCUGUGAAGGUUCUGAUGAAGUUCAUGGAAAUGCUUCCUAAAGAUCUAGACUAUUACGGCACUCUUCUGAAGAAACUUGCUCCUCCAUUGGUCACACUGCUCUCAGCUGAACCUGAACUGCAGUAUGUUGCCUUGAGGAACAUUAACCUCAUCGUACAGAAACGCCCUGAAAUUCUAAAGCAUGAGAUGAAGGUUUUCUUUGUGAAAUAUAAUGACCCAAUCUAUGUCAAGCUGGAGAAGCUGGAUAUCAUGAUCCGCCUGGCGUCUCAGGCCAACAUUGCUCAGGUGCUGGCUGAGCUGAAGGAAUAUGCCACUGAAGUGGACGUGGACUUUGUGCGUAAAGCUGUACGAGCCAUUGGCCGCUGCGCAAUUAAAGUAGAGCAAUCAGCAGAGCGUUGUGUCAGCACACUGCUUGACCUCAUUCAGACCAAGGUCAAUUAUGUGGUGCAGGAAGCCAUUGUGGUCAUCAAGGACAUCUUCCGGAAGUACCCCAACAAGUAUGAGAGUGUGAUUGCCACUCUGUGUGAGAACCUGGACUCUCUGGAUGAGCCUGAGGCACGGGCAGCCAUGAUCUGGAUUGUGGGAGAGUACGCAGAGAGGAUUGACAAUGCAGAUGAGCUGCUGGAGAGCUUCCUGGAAGGCUUCCAUGAUGAGAGCACACAGGUGCAACUGCAGUUGCUGACAGCUAUUGUGAAGUUGUUUCUGAAGAAACCCACUGAGACCCAGGAGCUGGUGCAACAAGUGCUCAGUCUCGCCACACAGGAUUCUGAUAAUCCUGACCUGCGUGACCGUGGCUACAUCUACUGGCGUCUGCUCUCCACUGACCCUGUGGCGGCAAAAGAGGUGGUGCUGGCCGAGAAGCCUCUGAUAUCAGAGGAGACAGACCUGAUUGAGCCCACCCUGCUGGAGGAGCUUAUCUGCCACAUUGGUACUCUGGCCUCAGUCUACCACAAACCUCCCAGUGCUUUUGUGGAGGGCAGCCGUGGCGUUCAGCACAAGAGACUUCCUGCUCGCACUGGCUCUGGGGAAGGUGCCGAGAGCCCUGAUGUUGGCCAGUCUGGACCUUCUGAAGCUCCACCUGCUGUCAUUCCAUCACAAGGUGAUCUCCUCGGUGACCUGCUGAACCUGGAUCUGGCCCCACCCACUGCCACUGUCCCUUCAGUGCAGCCCUCAAUGCAGAUGGGAGCCAUGGACCUACUGGGAGGAGGUCUGGAUAGCCUGAUGGGCGAUGAAUCAGAUACGCCGGGAGUUUCCCACAGGACAGAGGUGCAGUCUCCCCAGCCAUCUUCUGAUUAUAGUGAGAGAGAGCUGGGAGGAGACAUCGGCGGAAGCCCUUCGAUGGGUGCCGGUUUGGGGGCGGCCCCAGCAGCCAUGCCUGCUGCUCUCGGCGGUGCUCCUGCUGUUGGAGGUGGAUUGGGAGACCUUUUUGACCUUGGUGGAGGUGUUGGCAUGCCAACAGGAUCCUACGUUGCUCCUAAAACUGUGUGGUUACCGGCCAUGAAAGCUAAAGGGCUGGAGAUUUCUGGGACAUUUGCCCGACGCGGUGGGAUCAUUCAGAUGGAUAUGUCUCUUAACAACAAAGCCAUGAGCGUUAUGACUGACUUCGCCAUUCAGUUCAACAGGAACAGUUUUGGUCUCGCCCCUGCUGGCCCUCUGCAGGUUCUGACUCCUCUGAGCCCCAAUCAGACCAUUGACGUUAGCCUCCCUCUCAGCGUGAACGGCCCUGUCAUGAAAAUGGAACCUCUCAACAAUCUGCAGGUUGCUGUGAAGAAUAACAUCGACGUGUUCUACUUCAGCUGCCAAUAUCCCCUCAGCCUGCUCUUUGUAGAGGACGGAAAGAUGGAACGUCAGGUGUUCCUAGCCACCUGGAAGGACAUUCCAAAUGACAACGAGGCACAGUUCCAAAUCAAAGACAUCCACCUCAACUCAGACGCGGCCAGCAACAAGCUGCAAGGCAGUAAUAUCUUCACCAUAGCCAAGAGAACAGUGGAGGGGCAGGACAUGCUGUACCAGUCUGUCAAACUCACCAACGGCAUUUGGAUCCUGGCAGAAAUGCGCAUACAGACCGGCAACCCCAACUACACGCUGUCGAUAAAGUGCAGAGCACCAGAGGUGGCUCAGUUUGUGUACCAGUGCUACGAGUUGGUGCUGAAGAACUGAAGUGGGGGGAAACCAACAGGAAACAGCAGUUCCCAGGCAUCGUUUGGGUGACUGAAACUUGAUUGGACCAGUCAGAGAAAGAACCCCUGCUGUCUUGCAUUUCCCUCAGACUGUGCUUUCAGCAUUGACUGAAUCCCAAGGAAUUUUUCUCAUUAUUUUGUCCAUUCCCAACACCCAUCUUUAUCCCGCCUGUUUCCAUCUUGCAGUCCUUAAAAUAUUACAGUUGCAGUAAAAUACGAGACAAAAUAUAAAGACAUCAUCUCUGUUUCACACAUGUGCAGGUGUUCUACUCGGCAGAUUUCAUUCCUGUACUACAUGAUUGCUUCACUGUUUAUUGUGGGUGAUUGUUUUUUUUCUCCUUCAUGGAGGUUAAGCAUCAAACACGGAUGAUCUCAGAGUUUUAGACCAGCCUGUGUUCUUCAUCCAUCCAGUUGUAGGAAGGGUGUGUUUACUACAGUUGAGAGAAACCUUUCAACACUGCUGUUUUUAAUUUAGUCUUAAUAAUCAGACAGUGGGUCGCUGGGUUUGUAUUCACACAAACAGUUCAAAUCUUUAUUUAUUUUUUGUUCUGUUUUAGUAAAGCUCUCCCUGGUCUUUCCUCAGUAAUUUAGGUCUCCUGCAAUUUCUUUUAAGGGAAUGCUGUGUUUAUCCAGAAGCUUUACACAAUUGCUGAGUAAACUUUUUCUUUGUCUUCAAAAUAUCUCUGUAUUUGGUGAUGACUAAGUUUGCAGUCAUGUUUUGCUAUUAAGCUGGGUUUAUUUUUAGUUACUACUGUCUUUUGUGUGCUGUGUAUCAGUUGUGUGUGUGUGUGUGUGUGUGUGUGUGCGUGAGUUGGAGAUGUAACCUGCUGCAUGUUCUGUUCCUCCUCCUGGCAACAUUCCCUGUCCUCCCUUAUUCCCCUGAAUGAUUAUGUACAUGCCCAUAUAUUUGGGUGGGUUUUUAAUUUAGUGUGUGUGUUUGUUGAUAAACUGUUAGAUCUGUGAGGGAGACUCGACUCCUAAGAUCAUCUUGCAGAAAGUGAUAUUCUUUAUGGUAUGAAUAUCUCUUAAAUAACACUGAACGCGAUGCACCUGAAAUCUCCUGCUUUGCAGAACAACUUGUUCACUGAACAUGUUUCUUCUCUCAUUCUUUACAGGACAGGGAAAUGUUGUUAAUCUUUCAUGUCCAUAUGAUGUUUAAUUCUUUUAAAUGAUGUUGACAAGGUGGACAGACCUCUCUCAAGCUUAAUGUAAAAUACCACCAGACAAAACACUGCUGACCUAGCACACGCAAUGUUGUGUGUGUGUGUGUACACUUAGAAGUUCCCAAAUAAUAUUGAUUAUUGUUUUCUUUUAAUCAUAGUUUGUUGAUUCUGUAUGUGUGUUAUAUUCUGUGGGUUUAGUCGUGGGGGUGACUACAAGGAGAUGUACAGCAAAGACAUUUGCUAUACUUUUUGUUGGAUUCUGUCAUGAAUGCAUCUGUUAUAGAAAUUAAAGUAUAUUACCCAUUGA